CUAGACGCAUAGAGAAGAGAGCCUCUUUGGCAUUCCAUUAGUUAUCGAAUUUAUCAUCUCCAGUGGUAACUAUACUGGAUGCUCUUUCUGAUACUUUUAUAUUAAAUAUGUUAAAAGAAGAAUAAUAUAUAAUAUAAUGUCUCGCGCGAGCUCGGGCUCAAUGGCCUUCAUCAUGACAGGUACUCGAACAAAAGCUAUUCUUCUCUUGUGUUUAGCUCUUUUCAAUGCCUCCCCAGCUAAAAGCCGGUCCAAUUCUACAAGUCGAAGCGUUCAGGAUUCUAACGAGAAAGUUUUUAACGUGUUAGACUAUGGCGCAAAGAUGGGUGACAAGGAAGUUCGAACUGAAGAUGGGGAAGAUGGUAACCGCGGGGCAUUCGUUCACGCGUUUCAAGCAGCAUGCCAACAUCCGGGGAAAGCGAGGCUUAUUAUACCCAGAGGGACUUUUGUUGUUGGUCCAGUAACAUUUAUGGGGCCAUGCAAGAACACAGCUCCACUAUCUGUUCACAUUCAAGCUACCAUUAAAGCAAGCACUGAUAUUUCUUUAUACCCUGGAGAAGGAGAAGAAUGGAUCAAUUUCAACGGCAUAAAUGGGUUGAUAGUUACUGGAACUGGCACUUUGGACGGCCAAGGUCCCGCCGCUUGGAAGUACCGUGACUCAGGAAAAAGCAACGAUGAUCCUGGACAACGUCUCCCGGCGAAUAUACUAUUUUUUAAUGUGCAAAACGCAAUUAUAAGAGGAAUAACAUCCCUUAAUAGCAAAGGGUUCCAUUACUUCAUUACUCAGUGCCAGAAUAUUAGGCUUGCAAAAAUUCGUAUCACUGCUCCGGCCGACAGCCCUAACACAGACGGCAUUCAUAUUAGCCAAUCCAAUUCGGUGAACAUAUCCAAAAGCGUUAUCGGAACUGGAGAUGAUUGUGUUGGUAUGAUUCAAGGAUCCAACAACGUUACUAUCAAAAAGGUAACUUGCGGGCCUGGACAUGGAAUAAGUGUUGGCAGCCUCGGCAGGUACAAAAAUGAGGCAGAUGUGCAAGGGAUCAUUGUCAAAGAUUGCACCUUAUUAGGCACAGACAAUGGCCUUCGAAUCAAAACAAAUGUCGGGAAAACUCCAAGUCAAGCUAGAAGUAUGGUUUUUCAGAACAUCCUCAUGAGGAAUGUUAGGAAUCCGAUCAUCAUAGAUCAAUUUUAUGAAAGCGAACAUAAGGAUUCAAUAAUAAAGAUCAGCGAUAUUCGUUUCAUAAACAUUACAGGGACCUCAGUCUCGGAAGUUGCAGUGGAUUUGGCAUGCAGUAAGCAGACUCCAUGCACAGAUGUUCACCUCAGCAACAUUAAUUUGCGUUACAGUGGAAACCAGAGCAAUGUGCCAUUCUCAUCUUCAUGUCUUAAUGCUCAAGUUGGGUAUCAUGGAACGCAAUUUCCACCACCUUGCCGUUAGGGUUCCUCUUACAUAUCAUAUAGUUUCAGUUAAUUAAAAUCACCCUGGUUAAAUUUGUAUUUGGCUGGGUAGAGAUGAUUAAACAUUUCGGGUCUAGCUUCAGAAAGUAUAAUUUUGUAGUACAAUUUUUGAAGAAUUAAUUAAAAA
This is a messenger RNA of Pistacia vera, 1579 nucleotides long. Its product is annotated as exopolygalacturonase-like. Gene Ontology annotation, biological process: carbohydrate metabolic process. The coding region runs from base 137 to 1432 and encodes 431 amino acids. The transcript has 5 exons. Gene Ontology annotation, molecular function: polygalacturonase activity. The record is from RefSeq and is a predicted model, not a curated record. NCBI's taxonomy places the organism in Eukaryota, Viridiplantae, Streptophyta, Magnoliopsida, Sapindales, Anacardiaceae.